CGGCUUUUUGUCAGUUGGCUUCGCUGUCAAACCGAAAAUGGCAGCGACGAGUGUUGUCGUUCUCGACAGAGGCAACAAUACAACUUGUACCGUAAAUCUUUUCGGUGCUACGGUAGUAUCAUGGAGAGUCAACAAUCAGGAACAAUUAUUUGUAAGUAAACAAGCAGUAUUUGAUGGGAAGAGAGCGAUAAGAGGAGGGAUACCGUUUGUUUUCCCUCAAUUCGGACAAUGGGCGUUCGGUCCGCAGCACGGGUUCGCCCGGAUAGCGCGCUGGCACGUCGAGAAGAUGCCGGAGCGCCUCCCCAGCGGCGACGUGGAGGCUGUCUUCAGCCUCAUGGAUGACGACUUCACUAGGUCCAUGUGGCAUUUCCAGUUCAGAUUAACAUACAGGCUGAUCCUCCGCGAGAAGGAGCUUCACUUCAACAUCGGCGUGUACAACCCGAGCAAGGAGCUGACGUUCAGCUGCCAGCUGCUGCUGCACACUUACUUCAAGGUGCCCGACGUGCGCCGCUGCCAGAUCACCGGCAUGCACGGCUGUAUGUUUAUUGAUAAGACCCGCGAAGGAGCCGUCUAUCAGGAGACGCGGGAGGUGGUGACGAUCAACGAGUGGACGGACCGCAUCUAUCAGAACACGAUGCAGGAGCAUAUCAUCACCAACGUCGUCAGCGGACGCAAGAUGAGGAUACAGAAGUAUAACUUCCCUGAUACUGUAAUCUGGAACCCCUGGGCGGAGUACGCGAAGGAGAUCCCCGACUUCGGCGACGACGAGUUCCCCAACAUGGUGUGCGUGGAGGCCGCUCGCGUCGCCGCGCCCAUCGUGCUGCUGCCCGGCACCGCCUUCGAGGCCAGCCAGAUACUGCAGGUGAUGUAAGGCCGGUCGACUCGCACACAACAAGCCGUCCACAGGAGCGAAGUCAAUUGCGACGCCGCGUCAUUUCAUGUAGCUGACUGUAUGUAGCGUAUGCUACCACUGGCUUGUACACAAUGGCCUAUGUUGGCCCAACUUUACACAAGUUCAUUUUAGUAUUCUCCUGUUUUAAUUAGGUUCUUUUAGGUAAUAAACCAGUCCCAUGUGUAAGCCUUCUUACAGUUUUCUUUUUGUAGUUGUUCCUGCAAAUAAUUAUUUAGAAAAUUUGCGUUUUUUAAGUGACAUAAAUGUAAAUGACCACAACUUUGUGAAGUAAACUGAUAUCACAAAAAAGAACGCCAAGAUAGAUUUUAAAAUGUUGUUUCAAUAAAGACCAAGCUAGGGUAUUGUGUACAAGUCUAGAUCAUACGAAUCCAGUAAUUUUGUACUUUUUGGUAAAUACGUAGUUUCAAUAUUCAAGUAUCAACAUUGUUAGUCGCUGUAUACAUCAUUCAUUCAUUAGAAGUUCAUUCCAAUGUCAAUUUUAUAACGUAUCGUAUACGGUUUUAGAAACCUUACGGGAUACUUUUUAGGAACUAUGUAAUAAACGUAAUAUAUGAGUUCAAUACUUUUUAUUCAGUGAUUUUUGAGUACAAUUUCGAGCAUUUUGUUUUUUUUUUGGAAUAAGGACAAAACUGCUACAAUCUUAACUAAAUCAUUCCGUUUUAAUAUUUUGUAGUUUUACGUAUGACCCUUUUAUAGUUCUUAGAACGACAUGCGCUCAAGUUUGACUAAAUUAAUACUGUUGUUGAAAGUUGUAAGUCGAUCAAAGCUGUCAAAAUUAAGAUUUGAUUAUAUAACUUUCAAAUUAUGUUCUGUAAAAAUUGAGAUUUUUUAGCAGAUCCUUACUGGUUAAUGUAACUUGGUCGUAAUUAGCUCAACUUUCAUACGAAACGAAGUAAAAGACAAAAUAAAAUACAUUAUAACUAUUUUUAGUGGAAGUUAAGUUUCUAUUGUGUUUUGCAGCUUAUAAUAAUUGUUUUAUCUUGCCAAAUGGUGUCUUAAUUAUGUUCCUUUUUCGCUUUCAUUCUUCGAUAAUCCAAAUAUAUUUUGCGUUAAGUAAAGCGCUCUCUACGAUAUCUACGGUAAAUCGUUUCUCGGUGGUAAAUCGAUAAAAUAACAAAAAAAAUAUCGAUAUGAAAUAUUUUAAUCGAUUAUAAAUUGGUCAUCAUUAAUAAUAAUUUGUUAAUCAUUGUCCGUUUGGACUGAUCUAGCUUCCUUCUGUCUUCCGCUGUUUUUCUAUACUUGUUGUCAUUUGUUCUGUUUGAUUGUCUAUGUAUUUAGUAAUAAGACUUUUUUGCCUUGAAACUUCCAGAUUGUGCACAAA
This is a messenger RNA of Helicoverpa zea (corn earworm), 2234 nucleotides long. RefSeq names its product glucose-6-phosphate 1-epimerase. Gene Ontology annotation, biological process: carbohydrate metabolic process. Bases 38 to 871 code for a protein of 277 amino acids. NCBI's taxonomy places the organism in Eukaryota, Metazoa, Arthropoda, Insecta, Lepidoptera, Noctuidae. Gene Ontology annotation, molecular function: isomerase activity; carbohydrate binding. The transcript is spliced from 8 exons. The record is from RefSeq and is a predicted model, not a curated record.